This is a messenger RNA of Cantharellus anzutake, 618 nucleotides long. RefSeq lists its product as uncharacterized. The record is from RefSeq and is a predicted model, not a curated record. The transcript is spliced from 4 exons. Bases 131 to 490 code for a protein of 119 amino acids. Lineage: Eukaryota; Fungi; Basidiomycota; Agaricomycetes; Cantharellales; Hydnaceae.
CUCGAUUCAGAUCGAGUCUUAGCUGGAGGAUUUUCGUGGAUCAUCAGACUCUCCCUGUCAGUGACGACGGCCUUGAUCGACCCCCUUUGGUCCUAGCAUCUCGCCGGUAGCAACCUAUUGCAUUCUUGCGAUGAAGUUUGGCAAAGAGAUCCAGAGGCAGCAGAUCCCAGGAUGGUCGCCGUAUUAUUUGGACUACAAGGCUCUUAAGAAAAUCAUAGCAGCAGCCAAUAAGUCACUUGCUGAGUCAAACUCGCUACUUAUCGAAAGAUUACCUUUGCAGGCUCCGUCUCGUCUGGGGAUGCCAACGUUGCACCUGUUUCUGUCCCCACUGUUGGGAGGGAUGAAGAGCGUGGCCCUGAAUUUCAACGAAGCAAAGCAAUGUUCUUCUUCAAGCUGGAGCGCGAACUCGAAAAGAUCAACACGUUUUAUCUCCAGAAAGAAGCGGAACUUAAGUUACGCCUUGGUAACCUUCUGUCGAAGAGACGGCUAGCGCUUCAACUCAUGAGUUCAGAUGAGGAGGGGGCAACUGGAAAUGAGGGUGGGAUGCAAAGUUCUGAGUGGCGUGCUGUUCAAGAGGGUUUUCGCUUGCUGGAGAAAGAUUUAGGCAAACUCCAAGUG